Colletotrichum truncatum is the source of this 1053-nucleotide messenger RNA. RefSeq lists its product as uncharacterized. Lineage: Eukaryota; Fungi; Ascomycota; Sordariomycetes; Glomerellales; Glomerellaceae. The record is from RefSeq and is a predicted model, not a curated record.
AUGGCAACAUCAUCGCAACUUCUGGCAAAACCGGGCCUAACUCCGGGCUCAGAGUCACCCAUGCUCGUGAAGUGGCGGGACUGCUUUCUCGACCAGCUGGUACCCAAAACACCAGGCCGCAAGUCGCCACGGCGUAUCCGCAUCUCGUGGACUGUAGAUGAACGCAACAUUUUGCGUGGGUUCCUCGCGCGUCACUCGCACUCGCCGGCUUCGCUCUCGCCAUCUGAUCGUUUCUCUUGCGUUGGCUGUACUGAUGAGAACCUGAGAACUGUCGCCGCCUCCAUCGACCUAGACACGACGCGCAUCACCGACGCGCAAUGGUUCGGGUUUAGAGAUCGCAUGCUCACGCACUUUGCGCACCAGAUGAGCGGUUGGGUUAAUGAUGGCGUUGUUACGCAGAAAUUCGAUGCCGAUGCUGGUGGGUUCGUGUUUACGUGGAAUGAAGAGAUCCGCAUUGCCUGGAUGAACAUCGCCGAAAAGGUCCCACGUUUAUCUGUAGAAACUUCGCCGGGACGGACGCAGUCUGGUGAAGAGGUCGAGAGCAAGGAUCGUGGAGCUCUUCACUCUGCCCCCCCUACACUCACUCAAGCACGGCUGCACGAUGAAAUGCAACCCAAUCUUGUCUCCGAAAGCUCGAGCUCACCCAAUUCAAAUGACUCUUCGGACUCAUCUGGCUCCUCCUGUUCAGGUUCUUCUGCAUGUUCAGAUUCAUCAGAGUCAGCAAACCCGACAAACCAUUCAGUCUCCGAUUUUGCCGCAGUCAAGUCUGAGUCCCUCACACAGCAUAUCCGCGCAACUCGUCGCAGAAUGGUCGAUCUAGCGAUGCAAGAGCGCGGAUUCCGAUUUCCCUCGCUGCCCAGGGACACCGCGCCGGUUACUAGUCAGCGAGACAAAGAUGUGGAGGCCAUCUUAGCGGGCCUGGUUCGAGAUCGGGUGAGACUUUGGGCGCAACUGGAGGAGGCGGUGGACAAGGCUGAUGUGAAUGCAUGGCGCAGAAGCACUAGGUUCCUCCGUCACGCCUUCAGCCGUUUGUUGCAUGAGGACGGACAGUAG